ACUUGAAAAAAGAAUGAAAAGCAAUAUAAAUGCGCGAAGAAACACACAACACACAGUAGGAGUUGCGAAAUAGAGCCGUGAGAGUGAGAGACGCCACACGCCCCCUUAUUUCCUGUCCAUUUGCAGCACCAAAUCGCCAGCUUCAAACAAUACAAAUUAGAGAGGGGCCACUUUCCCCAGUUCUUGAAUUUGCCCCUUCCCUCCCUCACCAACCCUUCAAUUUGUACGCUAAAUUACAACUCACCAUCUACAGCAACAAUCCAAACCUCUUUCACUCAUCUCCCCCAUUCUUUCCUUGAUCUUUCAGUCGCUUCCUCAAUUCAAAUAGAAAUUUGCAUGUAUUGCCCCCGUUGUUAAAUGUAAAAGUUAAUGCAACCGCCAUUUUUCUCUCCGUCAGCUUUCUUGAAAUACACUCUUUCCUCGGUUUCAUCGAACAUCCCUUUUUGAUUCUUCAUAUAUUUUCGUCCUUAUAUAAAUAAUGGCCUCCACAGCAUAUCACCAAGCAGUUGUGACUCUUCAAUCUCGCGGUUACUUCAGUGACUCUUGCCUCAAUCAGGAGAAUGGAAUCGCUUCAUUUAGGUUGAUUUCAAAAGGUGUCAAGCUAGAUAUUGCUUUGACAAGAAGAGAAACUUAUUGCUCUAGGAGGCGAAGUGUCCCUGUGACUCAGGCAUCGGCCUCACACACCACUGCGGUCCCUGACCCAGUUUUGUCUCCAUCAAGCGGCACCUCAAGUGACUCCAAGAAGAAAUCAAAUGAAGCUGCACUAAUUCUGAUCAGGCAUGGGGAGUCUAUGUGGAAUGAGAAGAACCUCUUCACAGGUUGUGUUGAUGUGCCACUCACCAAGAAGGGAGUGGAAGAAGCUAUCGAAGCCGGCAAAAGAAUCAGCAACAUACCGGUCGACAUGAUCUAUACUUCUUCGUUAAUUCGUGCACAGAUGACUGCUAUGCUUGCAAUGACUGAACAUCGUCGCAAGAAGGUUCCAAUUAUUUUGCAUGAUGAGAAUGAGCAAGCGAGAGCAUGGAGCCAAAUUUUUAGUGAAGAUACUAAAAAACAAUGCAUUCCAGUUGUCACUGCUUGGCAGCUAAACGAAAGAAUGUAUGGAGAACUACAGGGUCUGAAUAAGCAAGAAACAGCCGAUAGAUAUGGAACCGAACAAGUCCAUGUGUGGCGACGCAGUUAUGACACACCUCCUCCAAACGGCGAGAGUCUGGAAAUGUGUGCUGAGAGAGCUGUCGCGUACUUCACGGAAUUUAUUCAGCCCCAGCUUUUGUCUGGGAAGAACGUGAUGAUUGCGGCCCAUGGAAACUCACUGAGGUCCAUUAUCAUGUAUCUGGACAAGCUGACUUCUCAAGAGGUCAUUAGCUUGGAAUUAUCAACUGGAAUACCGAUGCUUUACAUUUUUAAAGAGGGAAGAUUUAUUCGCAGAGGUAGCCCUGUGGCACCAACUGAAGCUGGUGUUUAUGCUUACACUAAGCGCUUGGCUCAAUACAGGCAGAAGUUAGAUGAAAUGUUUCAAUCCUGAUGGAGAUAUGAGAUCACCGGUAUAUGAUUAUCAGAGUAUGUGUUCCAAUAAAUUUCUUAGUAAACAUAUCAGAAUCCUGGAAGAAGCACAGUCGCAAUCGUGCUCUCUGCUUGAUGUUGUGCUGAUCUAUUAUCCGUGGAUCUGUUUUCUUUUCGCUAGCAGCUUUAGUGUCAUAUUUUCUUGAUUGAUUGUUGUAUCUGAACCUAUGAGAACUUUGAAAAAAGAGCACUUCUUAAGAAUGUUGUACCAUGUAGUUACAGAACUUCUGUACAAGAUCUUAUUUUUGUAUAUUUGUAUUGGAACUCCUUACGGCAUAUGUAUUGUGCAAUAAACAAAGUGGUUGAUGCCUUACACAA
This is a messenger RNA of Salvia miltiorrhiza (redroot sage), 1878 nucleotides long. Its product is annotated as 2,3-bisphosphoglycerate-dependent phosphoglycerate mutase 1-like. Gene Ontology annotation, molecular function: intramolecular phosphotransferase activity. The transcript has 8 exons. Gene Ontology annotation, biological process: glycolytic process. The record is from RefSeq and is a predicted model, not a curated record. NCBI's taxonomy places the organism in Eukaryota, Viridiplantae, Streptophyta, Magnoliopsida, Lamiales, Lamiaceae. Bases 479 to 1522 code for a protein of 347 amino acids.